AUGUCAGUCAGUCAGUAUCAGUCCGUCAACAUCAGUCAGUCAACAUCGGUGAAGCAUCUGGUCUUGUCAGUGCUGAAGCAGUUUGGCAGGAUAGACUUCCUGGUGAACAACGGAGGGGGUCAGUUCAGCAGCCCCGCAGAGAACAUCUCCUCCAAAGGCUGGAAGGCUGUGGUCGACACCAUCACACCGGAGCAGCGAGGGCAGCGGUGGAUAACCUCACCAAGAGUCUGGCCAUUGAGUGGGCGUCCUCAGGAGUCAGGAUCAACGCUGUCGCACCUGGGACAAUAUUCUCCAGAACUGCAAUGGAGAACUAUAAAGAGAUGGGACCCCAUAUUUUCAAGAUGUCCGCUCCAUUUAGUCCUGCAAAGAGACUGGGAGUACCAGAAGAGAUAUCCUCAGCCGUGUGCUUCCUGCUCUCUCCUGGUGCCUCCUACAUCUCUGGUGCAACGCUGAAGGUUGAUGCAGGACAAAGUCUGUACCACACUCCGUGGGAGAUACCUGAUCACACAGCAUGGCCUGAAGCUCCUGAGGGGGAGAACCUGGACGCUCUGAAGGAACUGUUCAACCCACAAAGCAAACUUUAGUUUACAUUUGUAAUAUGCAAAGCUCACAAAAUACUCUGAGUGACGUGGAAAUAUAGAGCUGUGUGUUCAGUGACGAGCAGCUCAGGGUUCCCUGAAUGUGUGUAAAUAUUGAUUCAUUGUGGAAAUUCUUCACAAAUUUGUAUGUAAUUAACAAAAUGAGUGUGGGCUGUGUUGGGUUAGUGAUUUGUUACAUAAACGGUUAAAACAGUUUCUAAUCAGCUUGUCUUAGCAAGUUAAUGUCCACCGUCAGGAUGCAGAGGCAGCAGAGAGGAACUCUACAACCCUCUCCCCAGUGACACUUUCUGACUUCCCAGGCCAGAGCGGAUGUGUAAUCUCUGGGUUCUGGGUCUUCCAAGGGGUUUCCAUCCUGAAUAACCUCCAGAAGGAGGUGUCCAAUCAUAUUCCUGAACCUCGGAUGACUUGACGUGGGGGAGCAGCUCAACUCCAAGCUUCCCCAGAAUGAGAAAGCUCCUAAGGUUGAGCUAAUGCUAGUAGAAGCUCAUUUCAGCCUCUAGUGUCUACAGAAGUCGAUCUUUCAGUAAUCCUCAUCUAUUGACCAUAGAUAGAUACUUUAUUAAUCCCAGGGCGGAAAUUUCAGGCACCCAAUAGCAUUUUCUAAUUAUACAGAAAAAAAAAAGAAAUAUUCAAAAAAGAAACAGAAUACACAAAUUUGGAAUAAAACAAUAUGCACAUGCACAAGGUGGUAGGGAAUACUACAUUCACGAUUAACCUAUAUAUAUGUACCAUAUACAUACAUACAUAUAUAUGUAUAUACAUAUUCAUAUAUAUACAUAUGCAUAUGUACAUAUAAAUAUACAUACAUACAAACACAUAAGUGUCCGGAGUGCUGCAGAUUUACAAGGCUCUAUUUUUACUGUACAUGGAGGAGUUGAACAGUGAUGGAC
Nematolebias whitei (Rio pearlfish) is the source of this 1489-nucleotide messenger RNA. It is a transcript of the gene pecr, whose product is annotated as peroxisomal trans-2-enoyl-CoA reductase. Gene Ontology annotation, molecular function: trans-2-enoyl-CoA reductase (NADPH) activity. Lineage: Eukaryota; Metazoa; Chordata; Actinopteri; Cyprinodontiformes; Rivulidae. Gene Ontology annotation, cellular component: peroxisome. The record is from RefSeq and is a predicted model, not a curated record. Gene Ontology annotation, biological process: phytol metabolic process.